UCGAAUCUCGGCCAGCUGGAUGAUGAUGGACUUGAAAACAUUUGUUCUGCUAGCCGCAGCUUUGGCCAUCUUCACCUGCCACACGAUCGCCCAGCCAGAAGAAUCCGACGAGGAUUACGAGGAUUGUCCUCCCGAAAAUAAUACAAACAACAAUAAUAACAACAAUAAUAACAAUAAUAAUAAUGGAAAUAACAAGCACGAUGAUAGUGAUUUGUGUGCGAACUUCCAGCACAUUCGCGAUCUGAUCGAUCAGAAAAAACUGCGGGACUUGAUCGAAGUGCAUUAUAAUUGUGAUAAGAAGUUCCGACGUGCCAUGCGAUUCUAUAAUACCACGGGAUUUACUCGGGUCACUCAGGAAUUGACGGAUUCGACUGCAUACCACACGGUUCUCAAGGAGUUGCAGGCAAAAAAUGUGGAUACCGCGGAUAUUGAGAGCGUUGCGGAUAUUUUCUACUGCAUCAUCCUGCCAGUUAAGAAACCUGUGAGAAAUUGCAACUGCAAGGCUGUGAAGCACCAUACGUUCGUGGGCGAUCUGUUGAACAUAAUGCCCCAAAAGGCCAUCCACAAUUAUGUGGCUGAAUCACGGGCCAAUCUCACAAAUUUCGGAAACUUCACAAAGGCGGUCGUUUCACAGGAGUUCCAGUCCACACUGAAGGCCAAUGUUAACAAGAACGAAAUUGUUAAACCAUUGAAGACUCUUCGCAAGAAUGGCUGGGACAUUCCGGUGCUGCUGCGUGCCAUGUUGACCAUUUUCCAGUGGUGACCGGACCACUCGUAGUUUGAGUAUCCCUCUAUUGUAUGUAAACCCAAUAAAGCAACAAGUGAAACGAGGAAA
Molecule: messenger RNA, 835 nt
Organism: Drosophila ficusphila
Lineage: Eukaryota; Metazoa; Arthropoda; Insecta; Diptera; Drosophilidae
Product: homeobox protein 6
Exons: 2
Coding region: 20-763 (247 amino acids)
Source: RefSeq, a predicted model, not a curated record